Molecule: messenger RNA, 667 nt
Organism: Conger conger (European conger)
Lineage: Eukaryota; Metazoa; Chordata; Actinopteri; Anguilliformes; Congridae
Gene: crip1
Product: cysteine-rich protein 1
Exons: 5
Coding region: 120-353 (77 amino acids)
Source: RefSeq, a predicted model, not a curated record
AUAAAGAGCGAACACGCUCUGGACACAGUGCGGACUAACGAGGCGUGGCUACUGGCAGGUGACUUGCACUUUAAUCUAAGGAUUUUCUCUUCCGGAGAUCAACACAUUUACUCUGCAAUAUGCCUAAGUGUCCCAAAUGCACCAAGGAAGUUUACUUCGCGGAGAGGGUGACCUCCCUGGGGAAGGACUGGCACAGGCCGUGUCUGAAGUGUGAGAAGUGCAGCAAGACUCUGUCCCCUGGCUCGCACGCAGAGCAUGAAGGGAAGCCGUACUGCAACAAACCCUGUUACUCAGCACUCUUUGGACCCAAAGGGUUUGGGCAUGGAGGCACUGAAAGUCACAGCUUCAACUAGAGCCCGUGGACGGUUACUCACUGAAGGAUGGCUGCCCAGAGACGGACAACACUUGAGUCACCUUGUAAUCGAUAUGCUUUUAAACCAAAGAAAAGUUUGACUGAAAUAUUUCUUGUUUCAUAAUUAGUAAUUAGUUAACUCAUCGAUAUCACUUGUUGUACUUGUCUGAUGAACGUACCAGGCCUUUGCUGUGCCUGAUUGUGAAGGUUCGGAUUUUUUCACCUGUACUUUAAAGGGUUUUAUAACAAUCGCUUAAAUCCAUUGUUUUUUGUUUGUUUUGUUUUGGUUUUCAUCAAUUAAAAUAAUCUACCCGA